GCUUUGAAGGAAGCUUUUGAAGUCUUUUGCAACAAGGGCGUUGCUGGAAGCUCAAGUGCUGAGCUACUCGCAACUUUUUGUGAUAAUAUUCUAAAGAAAGGUGGAAGUGAGAAACUUAGCGAUGAAGCUAUUGAAGAAACACUUGAAAAGGUGGUGAAGUUACUUGCUUAUAUAAGUGACAAAGACCUGUUUGCUGAAUUCUAUAGGAAAAAGCUUGCUCGGCGUCUUCUUUUUGACAAGAGCGCUAAUGACGACCAUGAGAGAAGUAUUUUGACAAAACUGAAGCAGCAGUGUGGUGGUCAGUUCACCUCAAAGAUGGAGGGAAUGGUUACUGAUUUAACAUUGGCGAGGGAAAACCAAACCAGCUUUGAGGAGUACCUAAGUAAUAAUCCAAAUGCAAAUCCAGGGAUUGACUUGACCGUCACUGUCCUGACUACUGGUUUCUGGCCAAGUUACAAGUCUUUUGAUCUCAACCUUCCAGCAGAGAUGGUUAAAUGUGUUGAGGUUUUCAGAGAAUUCUACCAAACUAAAACAAAGCACAGAAAGCUUACUUGGAUAUAUUCUCUGGGAACUUGUAACCUUAUUGGGAAAUUUGAACCAAAAACCAUGGAGCUAAUUGUCACAACCUAUCAGGCCUCUGCAUUGCUUCUAUUCAAUUCCUCGGAUAGAUUGAGUUAUUCAGAGAUCAUGGCUCAAUUGAACUUGAAUGAUGAUGAUGUCGUUAGACUGCUCCACUCCUUGUCGUGUGCAAAGCAUAAGAUUCUUAACAAAGAACCAAACACAAAAACUAUAUCUUCUACUGAUUCCUUUGAAUUCAACUCCAAGUUCACUGACAAAAUGAGGAGAAUCAAGAUUCCUCUUCCUCCUCUUGAUGAGAAAAAGAAGGUAAUUGAAGAUGUUGAUAAGGACAGACGGUACGCAAUUGACGCUUCAAUUGUGCGCAUCAUGAAGAGCCGAAAAGUUUUGGGUCAUCAACAGUUGGUUAUGGAAUGUGUUGAGCAGUUGGGACGCAUGUUCAAG
This is a messenger RNA of Carica papaya (papaya), 1020 nucleotides long. NCBI's taxonomy places the organism in Eukaryota, Viridiplantae, Streptophyta, Magnoliopsida, Brassicales, Caricaceae. The record is from RefSeq and is a predicted model, not a curated record.